AUGGUUCUGUCUGAUGAAUUGAAGGAUCUUAAUACAGAUUCUUUGAGCGAUAUUGUUUGGAAGCGGCCUUACACGUCAUGGUCAACGAGGACCACCGAUAUAUCUCGUAGCAAUGCUCCGAGUGUGUCGGAGCCUGUUUCAGGUGUCCACUCUCUGAAAAGCUACCUCUCACAAAUUAAGUUGGGUAUUGAGAGUGCGGAGUUGGAUUCUGAAAGUAACAACUUGAACCAAACCGUGGCUGCCUCUGACGUGUACAGUAUUAAAGCUCCAAGUAAAUACGAACGUAUGAAGAAAUUGGAAAGCAGCUUGUAUGGGAUUCAGUCCAAUGUGGAAUCCAAGCGUAGCAACAUAUUAGAAGAGAUAUAUGAGAAGAUUAACAAUUUAGAAACCAAGAUAGCAGAUAGUGAGAACCAGGAGCGACGUGCCUAUAACGAAACAACUAAGAAGAUUGAUGUGAUUCAGCGUAACGUUGCGAAUGCGAAAUCUAAACAAGAAUCUGAGAUAAAGGAGGCUGUAUUGAAGAUGGAAGCUGUAUAUCAGAGGUUCAAUGAUACGCUUCGUGCUGAGAAAGAACAUUGGAAGAAGCUCGAGCAAGAUGCAAUCAACAACGUGACUAACAGCAUCAAGAGUAUUAGGGAUGAAUUGGAGGAGAUGAAGAAUUCCAAGACCCAGGUAGCAUCGUAUCUGCGAAAGUAUAUCGACACUGAGCUUCCACAACUGAAGGCAAGGAUAGUCGCAGCUGGUGAUGAGAUUGGAAAGAUGGAAAAGACCAUUGCUGAAAAUACCAACGAGGACCUGGUAAUGUUGGCUUCCUUCAUAAAGCAGGAAACUUCGCAACUCAACGACAUCAAGCGUACGGUACUACUUGAAAUUUCACGUAACACUGAGGCUGCCAAGUGUCAACUGGCAAAGGAGUGUGAAGAGCGCAAGCAUAUGCAACAAAGGAUCAUCAAUCUCAUGGAAGAGACACUUAAACGUUUGGGUUCACCUCUCUAG
Babesia sp. Xinjiang is the source of this 996-nucleotide messenger RNA. RefSeq lists its product as uncharacterized. NCBI's taxonomy places the organism in Eukaryota, Apicomplexa, Aconoidasida, Piroplasmida, Babesiidae. The transcript has 10 exons. The record is from RefSeq and is a predicted model, not a curated record. Gene Ontology annotation, biological process: vesicle-mediated transport. Gene Ontology annotation, cellular component: membrane. Bases 1 to 996 code for a protein of 331 amino acids.